Molecule: messenger RNA, 2169 nt
Organism: Marchantia polymorpha subsp. ruderalis
Lineage: Eukaryota; Viridiplantae; Streptophyta; Marchantiopsida; Marchantiales; Marchantiaceae
Source: the annotation of a GenBank genome assembly
CACACCGAGCCACUCACUCAACACAAGCCAUCAGACAACAUCGAGCCCGGCUACACAGAGAACUUUACACACGCUCUUCCGCUGAUUUCUCAAUCGCAGCAGGCCGACCACUUUGAGAAAUUUUGGACAAAAUCGGUCCAUUCACAUCUUGCACCUCUGCACGACGAGAGAGACGAAAGUGAGCUAUUUAUUGGAGAUCGUACUUCUUGAAUGUGAAUUUGACAACGAGACGAGAAGACAAUGUUAUGUGUGCUUGAAUUUGCAGAAGGAGGGAGGGUAGCUUUGAUAGAUUUAUGAGUAGAAUUGCUCGACUGGAUCGUGCAUCGUCGAGAAAGUGGGGCUUCUCGCUUGAUUGAACCUGUAGGCUCUGAUACCGGACCACUUUUUCCAUAACAGAUCUUGUGAGAGCGCUUGACUCUUGCUUGCCUGCGAAUGUUUAGCAAGGCCUUCCCGACAGUGCGCUCGAUUGUUGGCAUCACAGUCUCGAGCGGCAGGAAUCUUCGCCCCGCCGCCACCGUUCGGCUGUGCGAUCGCACAUUCAGGGCUAGGAGACUAAAUUCGCAGACCUUCCACCGUUUGGAUUCCGUGAAACGAGACAAGGGCGAGGAGGAACUCAAGGGACUGGUUUGUGUCCUGGCUGAUCACAGUUCGGGAACCAGAGCGGAGGUCGAUCCUCGGGGAGCUGCAGAAUCAGGAGAUCAUCAAGCGAUAGCGGGAUUGCAAGGAGCGGAACAGGUCCUACAAAGUAGCAACUUGGGAGAGGCCAGAGGAAGGGAGAGUGGAACAGCAAUAGCAGCAGCAGCUGCUCGACUGUCUGUGGAGGGCGAAGGAGGGACGAAGGGCUCGUUCUCUGUAGGAGCUAUGGCUACCGAGGCAGCACAUUGCCGUAUAUAUCUUGCAGCAAAGAAUCCCCGUCAGGCGGAACUGAUUCCUGGAAUGUUAAUCGCGACGGAGCUGAAGUUGCCUGAAGGAGCUCAAUUGUUGGCAACUCCUGACGCAUCGGAUGUGGAUUCGACGGUGACAGAGUUAUUCGAUGUCAUCGACUAUCUCAAGAAUCUGCGAACUUCACAGUUCGGAGCGUUCGCUCUUUACUCGCCCCUGAUCCCGUCCACGCACACUCUGCUUUCCCAGAAUUUCAAGGAAUUCCCGGAAGGCUCGAUUUGUAUAGCUGGGGCUCAGUUGCAGGGAAAAGGUCGGGCAGGAAAUGUAUGGGAGUCUCCCAAGGGCUGCCUGAUGUUCUCAUUCACCAUCAAAAUGACCAACGGACGUUUGGUCCCUUUCCUUCAGUACGUGGUGUCUCUGGCUGUCGUCGAAGCAUUCGAAGAAAUCUGCAAAGCCAAGGGAAUUGCAGCACCCGAAGUGCGAAUAAAAUGGCCUAAUGACUUGUACGCUAAGGGUUUGAAGGUAGGAGGCGUUUUGUGCACGUCCACUUACAGUGCCAAAACCUUCAACAUCGUCGUAGGUGUCGGGCUCAACGUGGGCAAUCGAGUCCCAACCACGUGCCUCGAUGCACUCAUUCAAGAGGUGGAUCCUCACGCGAGUGCACUCAGCAAGGAGCAGCUUCUGGCAGCGAUCAUGAUGAGGUUCGAGGAGCUGAACUCCAAGUUCACCUCCCAUGGAUUCACCCCACUGCGAGACUCAUACUAUGACAAAUGGCUGCACACUGGUCAGACUGUUGUUCUGGAAGAGAAGGACCCCGAGAGCUCGGAAAUGUCACAUGUUCCCUUAACGAUACGAGGAUUGAGCUCCAGAGGUUAUCUGUACGCCAUAGAUGAACGAGGAGAGCAGUACGAACUUCAUCCCGAUGGCAACAGUUUUGACUUUCUCAAAGGCCUCGUGAGGACAAAGCUUGAAGCAUGAGAGGAGAGAUCAGCGAGUUCGUGCUUCUACGAAUGCUUUCAUCUGCGCACUUUCGCAAGUUGAUUGAAUGCUUGUGUACAUAGCACGAUUAGGAGAGUUUGGUGAUCGUUGCGGGAAUAGUUUAGGCAUGAGAAUGAGUAGCCGAAAAAGCUAGAGGCUUCAGAAGUGUAAUAGCUGACUUGUGUCACUACAGUAGUCUCCUGGUUAAGUACGCAUAAUUUUCACCAAAAAAUAGGGUUGAAGAUUUAUUUAGUUCAAAACAUCAUAGAUUGUCAUCUUUCGUAAGUUGUGAAAUUUUUGCGUUUGGAA